This is a messenger RNA of Symsagittifera roscoffensis, 854 nucleotides long. RefSeq lists its product as uncharacterized. The transcript has 5 exons. The record is from RefSeq and is a predicted model, not a curated record. NCBI's taxonomy places the organism in Eukaryota, Metazoa, Xenacoelomorpha, Acoela, Convolutidae. The coding region runs from base 72 to 854 and encodes 260 amino acids.
UGACAGUUUAUGUGGACUAUUGAGAUCACUUUAGUUUCGAGACUGAAUAUUUUCUUGAAAUAAUCUUUGAAAUGAUUUUGACUCGAGGUAUACCUUCCUUGUUCGGUCUUCAACUGUUAUUUGGGCAUCUGGGGUUUCUUCCGGUUGCAUAUAGCUCAUCUGAUUCCUCUUUAUUGUCGCGUUCGCUACAUCGACAGUCACAUGUCUUCAUCCUUCCCGACCAUACCGAUGAACUAGGACGCAAAUGUCUCCACUUCAGCCAUUACUUCUGCUUGAUGUCACUUUGGAUAAAAACGCGUGUGAAGUACAGACAGCCACAGCCUGGUGACAGGGAGGAGUUUAGGAGUAAAGUGGUGUCAUUGUACAAUCAGCUCAACUGGUUCUCUUUUCGGGAGCAAGAUGCCGCCCCUGGACCGAAUAAUACGAGAGGUUGUUGUUCAUACCAGGUUGCUUCAUACAUUCAACAUGGACAGAAAAACGGUCUUUCGCCCCAAGAAUAUCUGGAUAAAGUGUUCAAUAUAGGACCUUUUGGGAGCAAACGGCUGAUUUUCAUCAAGGCUAAAUGGCAUCCCAGAUUUUGCAUUAACGUUAUCAGUCAAAUUGGAUUUGGUCAGGGGGUCUUCAAACUCAUCGGAUCGGCGAAAAAGGGACGUCAUUUUAUAAUCCCCCCAGUCGGAGAGUCAGAACCUAUUUUUAUAGUCCCCUCUGAUGAGCUGCAAUCAAUGCUCACCUUUCCGUGGUUCAUGGUCAAUGUUGUCUGUCGUGAGAAGCCUUUUCUCUGUCCGAAUUCUGCGAGAAGUAUUUACGAGCAGCUCCAGAAUCUCGAUCUCGAUGAGCCAACAGAAGCAACAUAA